Messenger RNA from Cadophora gregata, 399 nucleotides. RefSeq lists its product as uncharacterized. Gene Ontology annotation, cellular component: plasma membrane. Gene Ontology annotation, molecular function: zinc ion transmembrane transporter activity. Lineage: Eukaryota; Fungi; Ascomycota; Leotiomycetes; Helotiales; Ploettnerulaceae. The record is from RefSeq and is a predicted model, not a curated record. The transcript is spliced from 3 exons. The coding region runs from base 1 to 399 and encodes 132 amino acids. Gene Ontology annotation, biological process: zinc ion transmembrane transport.
AUGGAGGCUGAACCAGCAGCAAAGCCGCAGUGCGGAGGUGGACAGGCGAAUGCGGAUGAUUAUGACUUGCCUCUCCAUGUGGCAGCACUUUUCCUUGUGUUACUUUUCAGUAUCUUUGGUGCAGGAUUUCCCGUCGUCGCGAAGAGAGUCAGCUGGAUGAAGAUUCCACCCAAGCUCUUCUUCUUCUGCAAGCAUUUUGGUACAGGUGUACUCAUAGCAACAGCCUUCGUUCAUCUUCUCCCAACUGCCUUCCAAUCCCUCAAUAAUCCAUGUCUCCCGGAUCUUUUUGUUGUCCAAUACCCUGCAAUGCCUGGCGUGAUCAUGAUGGCUUCCCUUUUUGCUCUCUUUGUCAUUGAGAUGAUUUUGAAGUCGAAGACCGGAGGACACUCUCAUGGCUGA